Linepithema humile (Argentine ant) is the source of this 2163-nucleotide messenger RNA. RefSeq names its product F box and leucine-rich-repeat gene 4 (gene Fbxl4). Gene Ontology annotation, biological process: SCF-dependent proteasomal ubiquitin-dependent protein catabolic process. Gene Ontology annotation, cellular component: SCF ubiquitin ligase complex. The record is from RefSeq and is a predicted model, not a curated record. NCBI's taxonomy places the organism in Eukaryota, Metazoa, Arthropoda, Insecta, Hymenoptera, Formicidae. Gene Ontology annotation, molecular function: protein binding.
AUAUAUAUACUAGAAACGCAACAUUGUGAUAUAUAUAUAUAUAUAUAUAUACUAGAAACACAAGGAACUCUACAUAUCUUUUAUUUUCUCGUUAAUAACAUGAUACUUCAACAUCACCAUCCUGUUUUUGAUGCAUCGUUCUCCUAUUCUCCUUAUCAUUAUCAUGCUUUCAAUCUAAAAGUUGAUAAAGUACCCAUAAGCAAGGAGGACCAUGUCACUUUUGUCGAGCAGUUUGUACACGAUGUUCGUGGAUUCAGUUCUCAGUAUGGCAGUAGUAUAAGCAUAUCUUAUACCGCCUUGAACAUAGCUGGACCACCUAGCAAAUUUCCAGACUAUGGAGAUUUUCCACAAGCAUUUGUCAUGAGAACUUAUGGAGUAUGGUGGGACAAAGCGCCUUCAAGAUCCAUAGAUUAUAUGCCACAGAAUAAUCCAGAUGUUGUGAGCCAAGAUUAUAUUGAUAUUGAAUUUGGUAAAGCGGUAUAUCCAAUCAGAGUCUCUGUAUAUGAAAUAUAUAAUCCUGGAAGCGUAAUUAGAAUAUGGGCGCAAGAUUGUCAUGAGCAGUGGUUUCAAUUGUGGAGUGGACCGCCUCAGAUUGUCCCUCCAAGGUCACGAAUAUUCUCACCACCUUUACAGUCAUGUAAUUUUAAAACAAAAAUACUGAGACUGGAAUUCAACCAUAGUCUACUCGACUAUUAUACAGAGCUGGAUGCUGUGUUGCUCAUUGGUACAUCGGAACUGAUUCUUCCUAAAGACAAAUUGCACAAACGUAAUUUGACUGAUUUGUUACAAAGUAUGAACAACAUUUAUCCGGACAAAGAUGAUCUUUACAAUUUAACACCAGAUUAUAAAAAUACAAAAGUGGAUUUGGUUAAUCUUAAAGCAACAUUACCUGAACAUUGUACUGUGUACAGAAGUGAGAAUUUUCACGAGAGCAAGCUAGUAUCUGAAUUGGAACAACUUUAUCAUUGUGUACCACCGUUGAAAGAAGGAUGUGACAAAAUGCAACAAUUUUUGUUGGAAGAUUUUCCGCAAUUUGUGCAGGAUAUUCAUGUCCCUGCAAAUGAUUCCGAGGAUCUACCAUGUGGCAGUUUUUCUGUGCUUCCUGAUGAAACAAUAUUGAAAAUAUUUAAAAACUUGGACUUGAGAUCGCUGUAUCGCUUGUGCAGAGUAAAUAAACACUUUAAUAAUUUAGCACAGGACGUUUUGCUUUAUACGCGUUUGAACUUGAAGCCGUAUUGGCAUUCUUUUGAUGCGCGUGCAUUGAAUUGCUUGGCAUCCAGAUGUAAAUAUUUGCAACAAUUGGAUCUUUCGUGGUGCGGAAACUAUGACAUGUUCUCUACUACGCACAUCAAAAAUUUUCUCAAAAACUGCGGCAAUCUCUUGACGCACUUACGAUUGAAUUGUUGCGACAAAGUUGACAAUUCUGUUAUUCUUGAAAUAUCAAGGACAUGUAAAAAUUUGAAAGAAUUGUCUCUACGUAAUUGUCGUUAUGUAACAAAUGCAGGAUUCUCACAUCUUAAUCAACUUGAAUUCCUCCAACAUUUAGACUUUUAUGGAACUUUUAUAAGCACUCCAACUCUUUGCAGCAUACUGCAAAGAAAUCCAAAUAUGCGUCAUUUAAAUAUAGCAGGUAUGCAAGAAUAUUUACAUGCAGAUGAAAUUGCAAUCGAAUUGGGAAAUUCGUGUCCAAAAUUGGAAAGUGUAGAUUUUUGGAAGGUAUGCACUCUUACGUCGCAGGGUAUCGGCGCCCUCGCUAGGUGUAAGAAUCUACGAGAAGUGGAUUUCAGUUGGUGCGGCCACACAACUGGUUAUGGUGAAACCUUCCGUAAGCUGUUCUCUUCCUGUCAGAGCUUGGAAAAGGUCUUUCUAGCUGCUUUUAGGGGUCUUACGGAUCGUGAUCUGAAAGAAUUGACAUUGUGCAAACGGUUGAAACAGUUGGACUUGUUAGGUGCAUUAUCUCUGACAUCGGAAAUAUGUUAUGAAUUUUUGUUGAAUUGCUCCGAACUAGAGAUGAUUGACCUUAGCUUUUGCGACAACAUUACCGACUUCCAAAUCGAACAGUGGCGACAGGAAUAUCCACAUGUGGCCAUUAAAAGAAUUAUGUAAAUUAUAAUCGGUAUUAAGAAGAUUAAAUGUAAGAUUUUGAGAUUUUACAUAAAAAGC